This is a messenger RNA of Copidosoma floridanum, 912 nucleotides long. RefSeq lists its product as uncharacterized. Gene Ontology annotation, biological process: detection of chemical stimulus involved in sensory perception of smell; sensory perception of smell. Gene Ontology annotation, cellular component: plasma membrane. Lineage: Eukaryota; Metazoa; Arthropoda; Insecta; Hymenoptera; Encyrtidae. Gene Ontology annotation, molecular function: odorant binding; olfactory receptor activity. The record is from RefSeq and is a predicted model, not a curated record.
AUGUAUGUAACGUUAAAAACUUUGCUGUUGAAAAUCGCUCAGGAUUGGAAACAGUUUAACGACAAAGAUGAGUUGAAAAUAAUGCACAAGUAUACCGAAUAUGGUCGUCAGAGUAUAACACUUUACUCAGGUUACAUGAUAACAACUGUAAUCGUUUUCCUUAGUUUCCCAAUGGCAAGCCCAGUAUUGGAUCUAAUAAUGCCGCUCAAAAAUGGUACCCGACCAAAAAACUUGCCCUACUAUGCAGAGUAUGGUAUCGACUUAGAAGAAUAUUAUUAUCCUUUAAUGGCUCAAUCAUUAGUUGGAGGUGUAGGAACCAUCGUGGUUCUUGUAUCGUUCGAUCUGGAAUUUAUUUUGAUAGUCCAACAUGUCAUUGGAUUGUUUUCUCUUGUCAAUUUUCGUUUGAAAAAAGUUGAAAAAAUGUCUGAAGAAAUUGAAAACGGUAAAGUUAUUUUUGUUAAAGGUGAUUACUUAGCGUAUCUAUACACGAUCAGCGCAAUUGACUUACAUAAAAAAGUGGUGGAGUAUAUUGAAAUUAUUGAAGAUUCAUACAACCUAGCUUGGCUUAUCAUAAUGUCUUUAAAUAUGUUUUCGCUCAUCAAGAUAAAACUGAACGAUCCUAACGAUCUGUUUAGAUACUUGUUUGGAAUGUUCAGCAUAUCAAUACACUUUUAUUAUAUUUUUCUCCCGGGUCAAAAAAUUAUCAACAGUAGUGAGGAAGUAUUCCAUUCUUGUUAUGCCUGCAAAUGGUACAACUUAUCAGAAAAAACAAAAAAUUUGAUAAAAAUUAUGCUAUUACGAAGUUUAAAGCCUUGCUACCUAACUGGUGGAAAAAUGUUUACGAUGAGUAUGGAUACCUACUGCAGCAUGAUGAAAACAGGCUUAUCCGUGUUUACGGUGCUGAAUUCAUAG